GCGACCGCGCGGAGUGCAUUGGAGCAACGGGAGAGAGGCAGGAAGUGAGGAUGGAUGAUACUCAGCGCCUUGACUAUAAUGAUGACGAGGAAGAGCCAUCGGCUAAUAGAGACAGACCGAUGGGCAAUCUGCAUAUGUUUGCUGGCAUCCAUGGAGGCACACAGGACUUCCCCAUCUACCGCGGCCAGAACAUCAUUGGCCGUCAUGCCAACUGUGAUAUCACCCUGCCGGCGCAGUCUGUGUCAAAGAAACACGCGAUCCUGGAGGUGAGAGGGGACUGUCACACCAUUUGUGACAACAACAGCUUAAACAAGACGCGGCGUGGCAAGACGGCCCUGGCACCGAACGUACACUACGCCCUGUCGGAUGGCGACUUCCUGCUGUUUGCCGAUGUGGCCUGUCGCUACACUAUAGUGAAAGUACAAGCAGAGGCGACAGAGGUGGAAGAUAGUGAGGAUGAUUCUGUCCUGGUGCCCGCUACCCAGGGAGCUCUGGCGAUUGAGAAGACUCCAGGAGCAGCUAUACGGAGGAUAGCCCGGGGCAUUGUGCUGGCCAGAGACUCUGGGGAUGAAGAAAAUGAGGAGGAGGAGGAGGGACAGACACGAUGGCAUGAAGGAGGUUCUGGAUCCGUCAGGGAUGGUCACAAAACAUCGGGUUCAGGAACCACUUUUCCACCUGAUGCAGACACCAUUGUGCCUGAAAGUGAUGAGGAAAAUGAUACAUCCACGUCAGAGAUGCCUCUUCCUUCACUAAGUCUGCGAUGUGAUAGCGAUACAGACACAUCAAGAAGAAGCUCUUUUGUACCUUCUUCACAGAGCAUCUCCACGCCCUUACCUAAGUCCAAACAUGAUGGAAGGACAGCAGUAGACAAGGAAGAAAUGAUACCCAGGAAACCAGAAGAUGGCGAAAUAAAGACAAGUUCAGCAGUUGAGGAAAACCAAGAAGAACAAAAGGCGUCCACGUCUGGGGGUAGCGUGUCUCAGCCUGAAGUAGGGAUUGUAAGUACAGUAGAGAGUGAGAGGAUGCUGCAACACAAGGCAUUAAAGGAACCGUGCUCUGAAAGUAAGCCAGCAAGUAGUCCAUGUGUUGAAGUAGAUAACGUGGCAUUGAACCGAAGUGAGAAUGUUCAGGAGACCCCAAGUGAACUUAAACCCAACGUUGAUGUGAAAGUAGAUCAUGUGAGCUUAGACAGUGCAGCAAAUAUUCAAGAAGACACAACAACUUCUGGAUCAGAUGUAAAUACAGCAGAGACAUCUGAAAUCCAAACCAACAAGAGCAAAGAGGAAGGCGAUAGUAGAUCCUCAGGAUCACGUGAAGCCGCUUUCCACAUGGACAGUGACACUGAUGAAGAUGAAGCAGAAUCUGAUUUGGAGAAGUCCAAGUCACUUCAAGUUGCAUAUAUUGAGAAAUCUGAGAAGAAUGCAAGUGUACCUGUGACUUGCAGAAAGGAAGGAGACUCAGACAGCGAUACUGAUGUUGAGGAUGAUCAGAAUGUUAAAAAGUCUAAGAGUGAUAAUGACGAAGCAAAGAGAACAAUGGGUGAGCCCAUUAAAACCGAAGGGACCCCUGGACUCAGUUUAGACAGUGAUACUGAUGAUGAUGAUGAUGCAGAUGAACCCAAGCCACUUGAGAACAAAGCUGAUCAGGACUCCAGAAGUAACACUGACGAGAAGAAAGAAGGAUUCCACAUGGACAGUGACACAGAUGUAGAAGAAGAGGUUUUCACUGCUGAAGUGAAGGAAGCGAAACCUGAACCCCUUAAGACAAGUGCAAAGGAAACAAAGGGUGUAUUGAACCUAGACAGUGACACAGACGUGGAUGAAGAGGACAAUGUCUCCAGUAGACACAUGACACAUGGACUGCAAGACUCCUCUACAGCAAGCACAAAUGUCCAAGAUGCCACAGGUGUGGAGAGCGACACUAACGUUGAUGAAGAUGAGCAGAUACCUGGAGGAGCAAAGGACAAUACUGAUGUAGUGGAAGCCAAAGAGGCAUUACAUGUGGGCAGUGAUACAGAUGAUGAUAAUGAUGAUCGAUUACCGGUCGUACCACCCUUGGAGAAAGUACGAGCACCUGAAGUUAGCACUGACAGUGCUGUGAAGGACACAGAAAUUGCUAAAGAGCCUGCUGACCUGCACUUGGAUAGUGACACAGAUGUGGAAGAAAGUGACGCACGGGCAGAAGAAGACGAGAUGGACACCACUGGCUCUCAGGAGGAAGCAGAUCAGAAAACCUCAGUAUCUUCAGUCAAUGAAAUUGCUGCAGUAUCUGGAUCAUCUGCUGAAGAAACUAAGAACAUUCCUACAGAAGUCAGCAUGGAUGAGGACGAGACUCAGAAAUCUGACUCUGAAAGUGUUGACUUGGAAAUGAUGCCCACACAGUGCUACCUGGAACCAGAAGCGGAGUCAGAAUUACCAGAUGAGGAGGAGGAAGAGGCUACACAAGCAUAUAUAUUCAGUUCCACGUGGGCAGAGCCAAAUCCAUUCAAAAGUCCUGCUGAUCCGAUAGGCGUGCUGCAGAUUUCAUCAGUGACCUCAGUGAAUACAUCUGAGGAGGAAAUCGACGAGAAUGCAUUGGCUGAAACUCAGGCUUUUUGCACUGAAGCAGAACGAGUAGGACCCAGUGUCCAAGAGACUCCAGAACUUGUCGAAAGAAGCUUAGAUGAAUCAAUGCAGUCUACAACUAGUGAAAAAGAAUCUGGAAAAGAAGUCCAGCAGUUGUCUCAUCAGACCAUGUCCCCGGAUGCUACACAACCAGUCUCCCAGUGCUUGUCCUCAAGGCAGUCUGAAGAAACUGGUACAUGGAUGCACCUUAAAAGAGAGGUCCCAGCUUCAGUUUGGAUAAGAGGUAUCCAGCAGGGAGGAGACUCUACAGAUCUGGAAGGAGGCAGUGAUGCAACCCAAGCUGAAGAUCAAUCCCUAAAUCUGGAGCUUGAAGCCACACAGAUAUAUGGAGUAGAAAGUCCAUCUGAACAGAAACCUCUAGCGCACACAGAAAUCCAACUAGUGCCCGCUGCAGGUGAAGAUAAGGAAACGCCAACAAUGCCUGCAGCAGGUAAAGAUAAGGAGACCCCAACAUUGCCUGCUGCAGGUGAAGAUAAGGAGACCCCAACAGUGCCUGCAGCAGGUGAAGAUAAGGAGACCCCAACAGUUCCUGCUGCAGGUGAAGAUAAGGAGACCCCAACAGUUCCUGCUGCAGGUGAAGAUAAGGAGACCCCAACAGUUCCUGCUGCAGGUGAAGAUAAGGAGACCCCAACAGUGCCUGCUGCAGGUGAAGAUAAGGAGACCCCAACAGUGCCUGCUGCAGGUGAAGAUAAGGAGACCCCAACAGUGCCUGCUGCAGGUGAAGAUAAGGAGACCCCAACAGUGCCUGCUGCAGGUGAAGAUAAGGAGACCCCAACAGUGCCUGCUGCAGGUGAAGAUAAGGAGACCCCAACAGUGCCUGCUGCAGGUGAAGAUAAGGAGACCCCAACAGUGCCUGCUGCAGGUGAAGAUAAGGAGACCCCAACAGUGCCUGCUGCAGGUGAAGAUAAGGAGACCCCAACAGUGCCUGCUGCAGGUGAAGAUAAGGAGACCCCAACAGUGCCUGCUGCAGGUGAGAAUAAGGAGACCCCAACAGUGCCUGCUGCAGGUGAAGAUAAGGAGACCCCAACAGUGCCUGCUGCAGGUGAAGAUAAGGAGACCCCAACAGUGCCUGCUGCAGGUGAGAAUAAGGAGACCCCAACAGUGCCUGCUGCAGGUGAGAAUAAGGAGACCCCAACAGUGCCUGCUGCAGGUGAGGAUAAGGAGACCCCAACAGUACCCACUGCAGAUAAAGAUUAUAAGGAACCCAAUGUUCCAGCAGAGACGACAGAGCAGCCAUUGAGUGAUGAUAUACAGGCCAGUGAUAAUGAUGCCACUCAGGCUUACAGUCUCGAUGUCCCAGGUUCAGGCAGUGGUACACAAGCUUGCGUUUUGUCUGAUGAAACCACAAGUGAUGCCACUCAGGCUACCAACGUGUAUACAGUUGCCACAGAAGAUAACGCACAGGUGGCAGGUCCAAGUGUUCCAAAUGCAGAGGAAGUAGUCCCGGAGAAGUCUACUGAAAGCAAAAAGAAGCUGCCUUUAAGGAAAGGUCUAAGUAGAAGUAAGAAAAAAGUGGAAUCUGCAAAGAAUGUGCCGCAGACUUCAUCAGAAAUUGAAGAGUGUCCAGGCAAAGAUCCUGUUGGUCCUGGAUCCCUAAAGGAGGAACCCGGAGAACAGGGUGCAGGAGAGCCACAACUAUCUGAACCUGGGAUCCAAGAAGUGCAAGUAGAGAGAGGAUUGAGAAGAGGAGGGAGGAGAAUUGCAGAAUCGCAGACCAAAACUACAGUGAAGGAAGAAAUUCAUGUUGCAACAACUUCUCGAAAGACAACCAGUAAAACCUCUGAUGAUGAACCAUCGGCAUCAGGAAUUAAUGAGAAGCGUGGCAGGAGGCAAGUUUCUAGGAAGACUGCCGUAAAAGUGGUCGAUGAAGUUUACAAAGAAGAACAUAAGCAGUCCAGUUCCAACACUGAGGAGGCUAAGGAAGGUUCUGCCCCAGAAAUCCUACCAAUAAAUUCACCUGAGGAAAUUGAAAGCCUGAAUGCAGAAGAUCACCAAAAAGGUAACACAGCAGAGCAGACGUCCAAGGAGUCAAGUGAUCAAUCUUCUUUGGAGAACAAGGAUAUUUUAAGCACUGAGGCUUUUACAUCUUCAGCAGUUAGUGAAAGUAAUAACCCUAUGGAGUCAAAUGAUAAUUCUGCUGAUAAGGAGUCUGAUUCACGUGACACCAAUGUGAAUGAGAAGCCAGGAAGAAACAAAAGACGAGUGGCUACAAGGCUAGAGAGUGAAGCUGCAGAUAAAACAGAGUUCACUGAUAAUCUAGAGAAAGAAAAAGAUGAAAGUAGAGGACGUUGUAAUGUGAGGACAACUAGGAAGACCGAUACAAGCAAGCAAAGCUCUGAAUCGCCACAGUCACAGCAGAUAACACAAGAACAAAGUCAAGGAAGAAAAGCAACUCGGAAAUCUCGCACUAAGCCUUCAGGACCACAGUCAGACAAAGUUGAGGACACCACGAUCAGUGUAACAGAUGAAAACAAGAAGGUCGAUGAAAUCUGUCCAGCAGACUCCGUUUCUGGGAAUGAAAAACCAAGAAGAACACGGAGGAGUUUGAAGGAAGAAAUUGAAGAAGAGUCUGAAAACCUACAAGACAGGGACAAGAAGGGGAAAAACGUGAGGAGUGCAAGUGUUAAAGAUGCUGAACCAAGAACUAAAGACAAAGAACAAGGAAAUCUUGAGGAUUUGGCAGCAAGUAAUAAAAUAUCCAGAAGAACGAGAAAUAAUCCUAAGGGGGAAACCACAAAGCCAGAACAAGUGAAAGAAGAAAACGAAGUAGUAAAAAAAUCUAGGAGGACACAGAAGAAUCUGAAGGAAGAACAGAAAACUGAAGAUAAUACUGAAACCCAGGGUACAUCCAGCAGUGAAACUCCAACAUCAAGAAGAACUAGAAAAGAAAAUCGAGAAGAAGACAGUGUGGUAAAAGAAGAAACCGUAAAAGAAACCACCCCCAGAAGAACAAGGAGACACUCAAAGGAAGACUCAAUUAAAUUAGAAGACGACCAAACUAAAAGGUCUAGGAGGACUAGAAGGGACUCUAAGGAAGAGGCAAAGACUCAAGAAUCGGUUGAGGAGAGUGUCCUAGAGGAAAACAAAGAAGAAACCGUUGGAAGAAAGACUACUCGAAAAACUAGAAAAAAUGUAAAAGAUGAUGAGAAAACAAUUCUGCAUGAAGAGUCAAAGCAGACUGAGGAUAAUUCUAAGUCUGAAAGAUCGUCAAGAACACGAGUAAAGGCAUCUGAUGAAAAUCGAGAGUUGCAUGAAGAAGGUGUGAACAAGGGAGUGGAGGAGAGUCAAAAACUGUCCCCACACAAGGAGAAAUCAAAGCCUGCAGUUGGGAGAGGCAGACGAGCUGCUAAAAAAGAAGAUACACCUGAGGUUUCUACUCCAGUUGCUUCAAGAAAGCGAGGCCAAGCAGCAAAGGCAGAAGUAGAAAUAAAGAGGAAAAAAUCAGAUGAGGGAGAAGAACAAGAAAAGUUAGAGGUGGUAGAAACUCCAAAAAGAGGGAGGCCAAGAAAGCUGGUUACACAAACAGAAAGCCCGCGGGCUGGAAAGGAAAUCUCCACACCUGAUCCAUCCCCAUCUCGAAGCACCCGACAAAGGUCAAGUUCAGCUUUAAGUAACCCACCAGAGGCCAUAACUCCCCGACGUACUAACAGAAUGUCCACUUCAACCACCAGUCCUUACGUUGCUCAGUCGGGAUCUGCUCCUAAGAUUCUGUUCACUGGAGUGGUGGAUACAGCAGGCGAGGAGACAAUCCGCUCUCUGGGUGCUGAGAUCGCAGAAUCUGUAUUUGACUGUACCCACCUGGUAACUGACCGGGUCAGAAGAACAGUGAAGUUUCUUUGUGCCCUUGCGAGAGGCAUCCCUAUCGUCACUCUGGACUGGAUAGAUAAGUGUAAGAAGAGCGGAUGCUUCUUGUCCCCAACUGGAUUUCUUGUAAAUGAUAAAGAACAAGAGAAAAACUUCAGCUUUACUUUGUCAGAAUCUCUGCAGAAAGCGAAGAGGCGUCCACUCUUAGAGGGCUAUGAGAUUCAUGUAACUGCAAAUGUCAAACCGGAACCUGACCACAUGAAGGAUAUCAUCCGCUGCAGUGGAGCAACCUUCCUCUCUAAAAUGCCUCGCUCAUUCAAGGACAAAUGUGUUGUUGUGUCCUGUCCUGAAGAUGCUGCUCGUUGCAAGUCAGUCCCAGCAUCUGUUCCAAUCACAUCGGCAGAAUUUAUCCUCAGUGGGAUCUUGCGACAAGAAGUAAACCCAACCGCGCAUCUGCUGAACCCUGCGGUGCAGGACUCCGGACCCCCUCCGGCUAAACGGAGGCGCUGAGUCCGUGUACAUAAUACCCUUUAUUACGUAAUAGUCGUUAUUUUGUAGCAACUUUUUUUCUAAUUCGCAUUGAAGAUGUUGGAGAGGCUUUUACAGGGUCAUGACCAAUUUCCUUAUGAAGGCUUAAAGAAGGAAGUCUGUUGUAUUCGGCAGGACUGUGGACCCCCGAGUACUCGCAUAACACGUAGAAGCACCUUCUCCAAGAUCCACGUGACAAGUUCAGAAGCUAAAUCCACACAUGAUCAAUCUGUUCAGCCGUAGCCCAUGAGCUUUGUGAUGUCCUCCUAAAAUAAUUUUUUGAGAAGAUAGAAAAAAGUGGAGAAGCAUUUGAAAUCAUAAUGGGGAAGACAUUACAUUUUCAGCCCAUUCUAGUCUUUAUAUUAAAACUCUUAUCCCACUGAAGAACUCUUUUAAAGGAACAAAAUUGAUAUUGUGAGGGGAGGGGGGGGGGGGGUCUAUUGUAUUCCUGUGUCAUGCUACGCCUCUUCAGCCCUGCAUUAGGUAUCGUACAGGGCGUACAUUUUACCUGGAGUGUUUGGUCGCACAGUCUUUAGGAUUUGGCUGUCUUCUGAUUCCACCUCCUAAUUUAAUAGGUUCACUGCCCAGUUUGGUCACAGAGAUUUGAAGGGGUUGUCCAGUAAUGCCGAACUGUUAACUAAUUCCUGCUCUGCAGCCUAUGGAGCAGGUGACCAUGUACGAGAGGAGGUAAACAAGCCGGAAGAUGGACAUAUGGGGCGCGCAGAACUGGAGCGACAUUGAAUCUAUCAGUAGCGGAGGCAGGCUGCGGGCAUCCGUUCUCCUGGAGAGCCUCUUUAAAGGUCAUGUACACCUUUACAACACUUUUUUUUGUGCCUCUGAAAUGAAAAAUGAUGCAGCUUUGCAGUUUUCUACCAUUUUGUUUCUGCAGCUCCUGUGCAGACAACAAAGAACCCUGCAUAGUCUAAUCCUGCAGCCCUCUUUCCUUCCAUUUGACCCCUGCUUUAUGUUGACCUACCUUUGGCAGGUUAUUAAGAAGCAGGGGACAGUUAGAAGGGAGUAUUACUGCAGAAUCUGACUGUGCAGUAUGUUUGUCGUCUGUUACCAUAGAAACAGCUCUGCAUAGGUGCUGUAAUUAAAAAAAUGACAAUCUUUGGCAAAGUUGCUUCCUUUUUUAUAUU
This is a messenger RNA of Bufo bufo (common toad), 8095 nucleotides long. It is a transcript of the gene MDC1, whose product is annotated as mediator of DNA damage checkpoint 1. Gene Ontology annotation, molecular function: protein binding. Gene Ontology annotation, cellular component: nucleus. The coding region runs from base 51 to 6938 and encodes 2295 amino acids. Gene Ontology annotation, biological process: positive regulation of transcription initiation by RNA polymerase II. Lineage: Eukaryota; Metazoa; Chordata; Amphibia; Anura; Bufonidae. The transcript has 18 exons. The record is from RefSeq and is a predicted model, not a curated record.